This is a messenger RNA of Trematosphaeria pertusa, 2063 nucleotides long. Its product is annotated as glycosyltransferase family 1 protein. Bases 418 to 1848 code for a protein of 476 amino acids. Lineage: Eukaryota; Fungi; Ascomycota; Dothideomycetes; Pleosporales; Trematosphaeriaceae. The record is from RefSeq and is a predicted model, not a curated record. The transcript is spliced from 3 exons.
UGCAUUCUCAAGCACUACCGGCGGAGACAGUGCGAGAAGCGGCACAGCACCACCAAUUCCUCUGCUUUUAAACAAUCCGUAGCGUGCAUAAUAACGGGUAAGCCCGAGGGCUGCAGGAAAUCUACGCGGGAUAUACCAUGCGUUGCUCGACAACGGUUUGACGUUCCUGCUGCGCCCCUAUGCCAGGUCAGCCUGCCUCGAAAGCCCCACCGAAACAGGCUUAGGUCAUACCUAUGAUAGGUCUGAAGGACUCCGAAAAGAGCUUGGCGCCUUACGCCCGUUACUGUGCCUCGCAGAAGCUUCGGGUGUUUAAGUAGGACCUGCGUCGUUUCGAUUCCCCCUCACAUUUGUUGUUCGGUUUUCAAAUACUGGUGGUCGUCCUGCACGUUCCGGUGAAGGAACAGUCAAACAUCAACUAUGACAGCCACGAGCGCCAGCCACCAUCACGAUGAUGGGAGGAGCGUCGCCGGAGAGACGGAAACCUCGUCCAUCGUCCAUGUCGAAAUAAUGAGCAACGCCGACCUCUACACCAUGACUCCACCCGCAUACACAGCGUCCGCCGCGGAUGGCGAAGAAUCCAUCGAUGCAGAAGCAUAUCAACCAGAGAAAUCCAGGAGACCAAGCACCCCACAUACGAAGGAAACCAACCCAAAUCCAUACGCCAUGGCCAGAUCGCCGUCACAGACAUCUUCAUUCACGCAAGCUGGACCGAGCAACUCUUCACCAUACCCGAAUGAACUGCCACCCGACUACUUCACCGAAUUGACGGAUAAUGCCGCAGCAGCGCACACCAAGCGAUGUUCCAUUAUCCCAGAACGGCCGGCAACCUGGCUCGUAAAGCGGAACAAGAUGGCUCUAUGCCCGCUCGUCGCAACGGUGCUCAUCAAGGAGGGACUGCUACGUUCUAAAGAGCUCGAACUUGUCUCGCGCUCAUCUGGUGUAAAGCGCGACCCGACAGAUCCGCUAUCUGCCGUUGCUUUCGGCGUGUACGACACAGUUGGCGAUAUCCUCUUAGGGCUGGUAGAAGGCCCUGUCGAGCUAGGCCGCCAAGUAGCCCCUAUGAUGCACAAGUAUGAGGCGAAGCAGCAUGGCGAGCAAAAGGACGAGCCGAAGCAAUCCGGGGAUCUCGCACCGCACGUGCGCCAUUCUGUCCGUCAGGAGUCGGCUCCACUCAGGCCAGGCACUCCGCGUAGCGUCUGCUCAACCGUACAGGAAGGCGGCGAUGGUGAGGCACAGAUGCACCUCCGACCGGGCUCCUCACACGGGUUCGAGCAGGCGAAAUGCUACUCGGACGUUGAACAAAAGAAGGAGACGUCUCUCUCACAGGCUGGGAAGCAAGUCGCCAUAGGCACUAGCAAGGGGUUUGGACGAAUUGUGGGGGCGGGAGUUAAGGCGCCGAUGACAUUCACACACGGCCUGACGAGGGGCUUCCACAACGCGCCCAAGCUGUACGGCGAGGAAGUCCGUGAGUACGAGAACGUGACAGACCUAAAGAGCGGCCUGCUUGUGAGCGGGAAGGGCUUCGCCCACGGCCUCAGCGACGGCUUGAAAGACUUCUUCGUCAAGCCUGUCCAGGGCGCGCAAAAAGAAGGCGUCAUUGGCUUCGGCAAAGGCUUCGGGAAGGGCAUCGGCAACCUGGUCUUCAAGCCCACUGCAGGCGCCAUUGGACUUGUAGGAUACUCUUCCGUUGGGGUGUACAAGCAGAUUCAGAGCAUCAACUUCGGGCGGAAGGAUGCGGCGGUGGAAGUGGUGAUGAAGUUGGGAGAGGCAGAGUUUGAGCAGGCGAGUGAUAUGGUGAAGCUGGAGGUCGUGAAGCAGUGGUGUGUAGUUAUGAUGAGGGCGAAGUGAGGGAAUAGCGAGGGACCGAAGAGGAAAUUCGGAAAGAUACCUAUGAAUUACUGAGCUACAGGCUAGAUGAGAAAUGAUCGGACCAAGGAUCGGAAUACACCAGCACGACAUGAAUUAGAUACCAUUAAGAUCUAAGACGCAAUCGCGCUCUCAAUGUAUUUAAGCUUCUCUCGUAACGCAUAAGCAUACUUGGGUAGACAGAGCAGAAAGAGAGC